This is a messenger RNA of Linepithema humile (Argentine ant), 1194 nucleotides long. Its product is annotated as C-type lectin domain family 6 member A. The record is from RefSeq and is a predicted model, not a curated record. Lineage: Eukaryota; Metazoa; Arthropoda; Insecta; Hymenoptera; Formicidae.
UGAGUGUAUAUAAAUUCUUUUAACAUUUACGUUAUCGAAAUUACAUUUUUGUUGUGCAAGUUCGUUACAUUAUUUAGUCAUGCGCAUAUUAUCCAGUCAUGAGCGCACAUCGGUAUUUUUCAAUACACUCAUCCGGGUUUUUACUAUUUUGAUAUGCUGUAAACUUUCCUGGAGAAAGUCAGAUACCGCGAAUCGGUUUCAAGUGAAAAACGGCGUGGCUUUAUUUCGCUUACUUUACAUUUCGCGGAAGGUUAAACAUCGGCCUUUCAAUUCUUGUCGGUUUAAAUAUCUCAUCUGCAUUAUAUUUCUUCCUCGAUGCCAGAAUCACGAUGACGAACAAAACCGCAGCGCAAUUAUCUUUGAUUACGCUUGUCACGUUAGCAGCAGUCACUAAUGUACUUGUUUUGCCGUCAUCGUCAUCCCAGGUGGAUUCAUCGACUGCCACAGUAACUCAUGGUCCAUGGGCAGAGGCCCUUGAAACUUGGGUCACUACCCUCAACAAUUCUCGUGCUGCACGUGCGAUGAAAGUUGGUGAUAAGACUGUGAGCGUGUCGACGAAAAUCUCCACGACAAAUAAAAGAGACAUCUCUGAAACCGACCUCUAUUUACUCAGUGGUAUCGAAAAAUUGUCCUACAGAGUGGAUAAUCUAGAAAAACGAAUAAGAAGAGUAGAAGAAUUGGUAUACUACCUUCUCGCUGCAAAUAAUAAUAACAAUAAAAUGAAAGAACCCUGCCCCGCCAAUUACACGAGAAUGGGCAAAAAUUGCUACCACUUCAGCAAUCGCGAUUUCAAUUGGAAAUCAUCGUCCAGUCUUUGCCGUGGAAUGGGCGGGCAUCUGGUCGAAUUUGACACAAUCGAAGAGAGCCAGGACGUAAUCGCUGGUGUGUUGUCGGACUCAAAUUUAAGGGGUAAGAAUUUCUGGACGGGAGGCUUAAAUCCAGGACUUAUAUGGAUUUGGGUCAACAGUGCUAGACCAAUUCACCAAGAUACUAAACAGCCCGUCAUUGGUGAUGGCAGGUGCUUAAAAUUAACUUUUAACCCAUCGUCGAAGAUUUACUUCUACAGAGGCGAAGAUUGCGGUUUAAGGCAAAGAUAUAUUUGCGAAUUGACGGUUAACGAUGAAUCGGCGAACAUGAUUGAAAAGACAGCACGAUCGUUGAUUGAUAAGGACAACUAAGUACAUUCAAUGGCGG